This is a messenger RNA of Aspergillus ibericus CBS 121593, 1700 nucleotides long. Its product is annotated as FMN-dependent alpha-hydroxy acid dehydrogenase. The transcript has 4 exons. The record is from RefSeq and is a predicted model, not a curated record. Gene Ontology annotation, molecular function: oxidoreductase activity; heme binding. Bases 79 to 1602 code for a protein of 507 amino acids. Lineage: Eukaryota; Fungi; Ascomycota; Eurotiomycetes; Eurotiales; Aspergillaceae.
GUUGACUGGGACCCCCGUUACAUGGUCAAUUGAGACAUCGACAACCACUCUUAGAUCGCAAGAUGAGCAAGAUAUUCGAUGCGGCCGAAGGUAUUGUACUCAGUCUCCCUCUGUUGUCUGCGACCAUGGAAGCUGACUGAGGACCCUUCAGUCGCCAAACACAACACCCCUGACAGUUGUUGGGUGAUCUUGUACGGGAAGGUUUACGAUGUCACCGACUUUCUUUCAGAGCACCCUGGCGGUGCCAAAAUUAUUCUCAAGCUUGCGGGCAAGGAUGCCACGGAGGAGUAUGACCCUAUCCAUCCUCCGGGGAUUCUGGAGGAGAACCUCAAACCCGAAGCAUUUCUGGGCACAGUGAACGCCGACACGCUGCCAAAGGUGCAAGCGGAGCCUCCUUCAGAUGCGGGGGAAACAGAGGGUCCGCCCCCGAUGGAGAGUCUCCUCAACAUGGACGAUAUCGAGCAGGUGGCCACCAAGAAUGUGAGCAAGAAGGCCUGGGCCUACUACUAUUCAGCGUCCGAUGACAAGAUCACGAAACAUUUCAAUACCGAAGUCUACCGUUCCAUUCUGUUACGGCCACGGGUCUUCAUUGACUGCACACGAUGUGAUUUGGAUACCACCGUCCUGGGCCACAAGCUUGGCAUGCCCAUCUACGUGUCUCCUGCCGCCAUGGCCCGUUUGGGCCAUCCGGCAGGUGAAGCUGGAAUUGCGGAGGCCUGUCGCAGUUUUGGGGCCAUGCAGAUCAUUUCCAACAACGCUUCUAUGACGCCAGAGCAGAUCGUUCAGGAUGCCGCCCCAGAUCAGGUGUUUGGAUGGCAAUUGUACGUUCAAAUAGACCGGAAGAAGAGCGAGGUUAUGCUGGAACGCAUAAACAAACUCAAGGCGAUCAAGUUCAUUGUUCUCACCCUGGAUGCCCCUGUUCCUGGUAAGAGAGAGGACGAUGAGCGUGGCAACUCAGUAGGAGCGUCGGCAUCAGUGCCCAGCGCCGCGAAGGCAGCAGACAAGGCAAAUAUCAACAAUGGAGGCGGGGGUGUCGGACGACAGCUUUUCGCGGGCACGGAUCCCACCCUGACAUGGAAAGAGACUCUACCUUGGCUGGCCAAGCACACGGAUUUGCCAAUCAUUCUCAAGGGCCUUCAAACUCAUGAAGAUGCUUACAUUGCCUCUCUGCACACUCCCCAAGUCAAAGGCAUCAUUCUUUCCAACCAUGGCGGGCGUGCUCUCGACACUGCUCCUCCUGGUGUGCACACGUUGCUGGAAAUCCGGAAGUACUGCCCGGAAGUUUUCGAUAAGCUGGAUGUCUGGGUCGACGGUGGUAUCCGACGUGGCACGGAUGUUGUCAAGGCCCUCUGUCUGGGCGCAAAAGGCGUUGGUAUUGGACGGCCUGUAUUGUGGGGCUUAGGAGCCGGUGGUGUUGAGGGUGUAAAACGCACCCUGCAGAUUCUGUCCGACGAAACCAAGACAUGCAUGCGGUUGCUUGGUGUUGAGCGCGUGCAAGAUUUGGGCCCCCAGCAUAUAAACACCCGCGUUGUAGAACAGCAGAUCUUUGACGGGCCUUCUGGACUAGACCGUAUUCGGGGCACAUACCGGGCCAAAUUAUAGGCCUGAGACUACCCCAGGAAUCGUUGUAUAUAUACUAGCCUUGUGAUCUCUAUAGAUUAGCCAGGCUCAUGAGAAAAUUUGAUGACUUUCAAUCACCC